UGGCGGCAAUACACCAAUAGGCCGUAGUCUGCCAUUACACCUUAAAGAAGAAGCAGAGGCACACUCGUGAUAAUUAUGAAUGUUUGUUCGUGUAUCUAUUAUCGUUUUAUAGACAGAUGAGCGAGCCUGCCGACAAAUAUGGUUCCUAUAAAGCGCAGGAAAGUGAACUGCUUUGUUACAAGCGACAGCAGCGGUGACAGGACCAGCAAGUUUCCCGGGGUUGUCAUCUUCCUCCUGGAGAGAAAGAUGGGAGCCAGUCGGAGAGCCUUCCUCACUCGGCUCGGCCGGGGGAAAGGUUUCAACAUAGAAGACUCCUUCAGUUGUUCCAUCACUCAUAUAGUGUCCGAGAAUAAUUCUGGGGAGGAGGUCCGGACAUGGCUGGACUCCCACACUGGAGGACAGUGGAGAGAAGGAGGAGAAUGUAGGACAGCCCGACCUGGUUCUGUCCAUCUCCUGGACAUGGUGUGGUACACAGCGAGCAUGCAGGCUGGCAGCCCCGUGAUUAUACUGGACAGACACCGACUACAGGAGAGAGAGAAGCCCGGUUUGGAGCUGGCAGUGGUCUCAGUACCCAGCUACGCCUGUCAGAGACACACCCCUCUACUGCACCACAACACAACACUGACCGAUGCGUUGUCCAUACUGGCUGAGAAUGCAGAGCUCAGUGAAAACGAGGGACGGGGAGUGGCGUUCCGUAGGGCGGCAGCCUUGUUGAAGUCCCUCCCCCAGGAGGUCAGAGGGGCGGAGCAACUACGAGGACUGCCCUGUCUGGGGGAGCACUCACUCAGAGUCAUCAAGGAGGUUCUGGAGGAUGGUGUAUCUCAUGAAGUGGAGACCACCACGCAUUCAGAACAGUUUAAGGCCAUGAAGGCCUUAACAGGUAUUUUCGGGGUGGGGGCGAAGACAGCGGACCGUUGGUUCAGGGAGGGAAUACACACCCCCUCCGACCUGCAAAGAUCAGGACACACACUCAACAGAGCGCAACAAGCAGGUCUGCAGUAUUAUGAUGAACUGAACCUACCUGUCACGAAAGCAGAGGCUGUUGCCAUUGGUCAGAUUGUGGAGAGGGCGGUCCAUGCUGUGCUCCCAGGGGCAGAGAUCACUCUGAUUGGAGGAUUCAGGAGAGGUAAGCAGACGGGUCAUGAUGUGGACUUCCUGAUAACCCACCCAGAUGAGGGCAGAGAGGAGGGGCUCAUGCCUAAGGUGGUGUCCUGGCUGGAAGCACAGGGCUUCCUGUUGUACCAGAAGACCACUGGGAACUCUUAUCUGGAGAGCAAAGAGGGUCCUGCGCGGCCGGCCUCUAACAUGGAUCGCUUUGAAAGAUGCUUCUCCAUCUUUAGACUGAGCACAGACAACGAAGGGACUGAGAUCCAGACGGGGACUGAGAUCCAGACGGGGACUGAGAUCCAGACGGGGACUGAGAUCCAGACGGGGAAUGGUCCACAGACAUACUCACCGACACUGACCAAUACAGAUCCACACACCCACUCAGAGACUCACCCACACACACAUACAGACUCUCACCCACCUCCCCAGACCCUUGUGGUGGUGGGUGACCAUGCCCAGAAGGUGAGCUGGGUGCUGGGUCAUUCUCAGUGCUCAGGUCCCCGAUCCUGGAGGGCAGUGAGAGUAGACCUGGUGGUCUCUCCAUACAGCCAGUUUGCCUUCGCAUUGCUGGGCUGGACUGGAUCGAAGUUGUUUGAGAGAGAACUGCGUCGCUGGGCAGUACAUGAGAAGGCCAUGACUCUGAGCAGCCAUGCUCUGUACGACAGAAAACGGACGCAGUAUCUAAGGGCUAGUUCAGAGGAGGAGAUCUUUACUCAUCUGGGUCUGGAAUACAUCCCUCCCUGUGACCGGAACGCCUGAUGACAACAUACUGGACUGAUAAAGCAUACAGAUACAGUCUAAGAGCUAAGCUAAGCAAACCCAAGCUAACCUGACUUAACUUAUACCUAAACAUAAGCCAAAUCAAACUAGGCCUAAUCCUGAGCACAACACACAGGCCAGAUACAGCCCAGGGUAGACUAGAA
Molecule: messenger RNA, 2030 nt
Organism: Coregonus clupeaformis (lake whitefish)
Lineage: Eukaryota; Metazoa; Chordata; Actinopteri; Salmoniformes; Salmonidae
Gene: polm
Product: polymerase (DNA directed), mu
Exons: 11
Coding region: 139-1866 (575 amino acids)
Biological process (GO): double-strand break repair via nonhomologous end joining
Cellular component (GO): nucleus
Molecular function (GO): DNA binding; DNA-directed DNA polymerase activity
Source: RefSeq, a predicted model, not a curated record